Molecule: messenger RNA, 3191 nt
Organism: Trematomus bernacchii (emerald rockcod)
Lineage: Eukaryota; Metazoa; Chordata; Actinopteri; Perciformes; Nototheniidae
Product: KIAA0753 ortholog
Exons: 18
Coding region: 292-3015 (907 amino acids)
Biological process (GO): protein localization to centrosome; centriole replication
Cellular component (GO): centriolar satellite
Source: RefSeq, a predicted model, not a curated record
CUGUUGUUGUCAUGGCGGCGUUUCAAAUUGUUGACAAGCUUACACUAAACUUGAACAAGUCAACCGUGUGUCCUAUGUUAAUUAACAGUCAGUAAGAAACGUUAAUUUAUUAUUUCUGUAUAGACUGUAACAAGCGAUGGUCAAAUGGAUGAUGUUUGGAUUAACAUAAAUGUUUGCGGCUUCACUUCCAAAGCAUAGUGAGCUUGCUAAUGCUAACUCUCACUAGCAUUAAUGCUUUAUAUUAAGUAUUGAUUCCUAUUUUUGACUGAGUUGGUGAUUGUAGUUUCUACAAUGACUGCACGGUUCUUGCAGAGUGGCCCUGCGAGUUUCGUAGGACAGCAAAGCCAAGGGAGAGAAUGGUUUGUUCAUACCAACAGCGUUUUAACUACUGGGAUGUCCCAAACCAAGCUUUUGUUCAAUGAGGCCAUCCCUGCAAGAACCAGCAACCGUGCCACCCAUGUGUGCCCGCCAGCCCCCAUCGUGAUAGAGAGGCUGCUGCCGCUGUCAGAGCAGCGUGAGACAGCUGACAGCACCAGAAGCUCCAUCAGCUUCACCUCCCUCUCAGAGGAGAGACUGCGAGCCGCGGUUCAACUGGCUAAACGAGAUCUGAGGAGAAGGCGUCUUGAGUCACUGACAAAAUCCCCUGCCAAACUCUCUCAGGAUGCCUCUCUUCUUGAAACAAGUGAUGUAGAGCUACUCCAGGAGCUUGCAGCCACUCCGAGUAAGUUCAAGUUAAAGACCUCCAGUCCAAAAGAGAAAGCAACGCGACCUAGAGUCCAAAUGUCAGUGCUCACACAGCAGAAGUAUCCCAUUUCUCCCAUGCCUCAGACUGGCAAAUCACCCCCAACAAGAGACCCUGGCCUGAGAAGAUUUGAAGGAGUCAAACAAGCUCCUUUAAGCCAGGAGAUCUUCAAACUUCAAUAUGAGCUGGAAGUUUAUAUUCAGAAAGUAGAAGAGCUAGCCAAUAGAGGGGAGAAAAUAGAGGAUCAACUUGAGCCUGAAGAACUAAACAAGUUGGAGUUACGCAGACAGAAGCAGGCAGCCCGCUCAGCAGGUGUCAUCUUUGUUCUCCAACAACAGGUAAAAGAGAUACAAGAAGAUAUCGAGAGACUACGCAGCCAGAAACUGUGGGACACGAAAAAGUCCGUGGCAAUAAGCAGGCUUGCAGCUGCCCACCGUGGGACACUCAGAGCUUUACAGGUUGUCACCCAUCAGCUUUCAGAUUUAUCUCAUGGCAAAGUCCCCCCUUAUUACAAAGAGCUAGGCCAGCUGAUCCGACAGCUCUCUCUGUGCUCAGCCAAGGUUGAAGUAGAACAGAGUUCAGCUGUUCCUGAGACGGCCCUAAGCAUCCUACAGAAACUAGAGACUUUGGAUUCUGCCCUCAGUAAACAACAGCUGCUUGAAAAAAAGAUGCAGGCCCAAGCACGCCCUCCACACAGGAAGUCUCCUCAUCGCAGCAGGUCACCUUCUCUUGCACCCAAGGGUCCCAGCACCUCAACCGUGAGAGGGCCUCGCAAACCAGCAAAUCCCAAAAGAGGUGUCCGUGGUAGAAGAAUGGCCUCACAGAAGCCCAAACCUACUUCUCUGCAGCCCCUGAACAGAAGAGAGGUGCUGAGAACAGGCAUGGAGAGCCUCGCCCAGAGAGACCUGAGACCACCGUCUAAUCCCACCUGCAGGAAGGGAGCCGCUCUACACUCUGAGAGAAGCAAGGCUGACAUUCUGUUAAAGCGUGAUCACAAAGAGGAAGCAGGUUUCCAGCAGCCCACAGUCUCCUCUCAGCUCAGAGUGAACCAGCUCCCUCAGAAAGAGCGCUCCGUGCCCUGGAUCCCUUCCUCCCCUCACUCUCCCCCCCGGCAGCGAUCCCCUCAAAGGAAACAACCAGAGCCUCGAUGUCUCUUCUCUCCUGUGAAGCCCUCGCCCAGCCCUCCGAGGCAGACCCUGGCCGGGGGUUUGGGAGAAGAGCCGGCCUUGAGCUCAGAACGAAAGAACCAAGCUCAGAAUGAAGCUAUGAGGAACGCCUGGUUGGAUAGGAUGACGAUGCAGAGACUGAAAGAGCUCAAGUUGAGUAAAGAAGAGGCUGAGCGCAUUCAGACAUUAAGGUCAGAAGCUGUCUCUCCUCAGUGGGGCGAGAGAGCCGAGCAGAGGACCAGAGAGAGAAUCCAGCCCCUUGUGGACCAAGCACAGAUUGGUGAGUCCAGGACCAGGAUCAGCUCCUCACUGAGGAAUCAGCUGUCUGAGCAGCCUGCAGAGAGGGCAGCAGAGAGUGCUGAGCAGCUGAGUGAGGCGCUGCUGGAGGAUCUGUUGGAGGACACUGCCCGGGCGGCGUGGGCGGCCGAGACAGACAGAGAGUUGGAGGGUACGGCCCAGUGUAGGCUGCAGGCCCCCACCCUGGAGAGCAUGCUGCUUCGUAUGGAGGAGAUACAGAAAGAUCAGGAGGAAGUGAGGAGACGAAUUGCUUCAAUCGCCUACUCAGACCCUCUUCACUGGGACCAACCAUCAGCAGCAGGACCCCAGUGCGGUGCUCCGGGCUCCAGGCCAGCCUCUCCUCAGCCAAUUAGACUCACAAGGCUAGUGCUGAGGCAGGGAUCUGCAGCAGAUAUUGUCUUACAGAAACCCGUGGAGACUGGACAUAGCAUCCUCUCUGAGAACAGCCUGACAGAGGAGGCUUCCCAAGAUGAACGACAGCCAAGACAUAGCACCGUGUUCCCAGGCCCAGUGGAAAGGAGCAGGGGGACUGUUAUCUCUGUGCCAGGCAGCAUGCUGAGGAACAUCCGUGGGUACAGGGAAGACUACGAGGCCUACCUGCGCGCUGUGUCUCACGAGGCUGUCGGCAGCUUCAACCCCUGGGCCAUCGCAGACAGCCUGGCGGAGGAGCUGCUGUCCGAGGCUCUGGCCGAUGUGGCAGCAGAGUUUCAGGAUGUUGUGGAGGAGUACGCAGAGGCCGUGUUCACCUCAGAGUUCCUUCAGCCAAUCCAGUCGCCUCCUGCUUCAGCUGCAGCUUUGGUCAGCCAAUAGGAUGUAUUAUGGAGCAUCAUGGAUGUAGCAGUUUUUUACAAAUGGCUAUAAUAUGUAUUUAUUUUCAGCGAAAACGAUGUAAAUAUCAAAGAUCUAGUUUCACUUUGUCGACAAGGAAUGUGAUAAUUAGUCAUGUUUCUCUAUAUAUACAUUUUGGAAUUAAACUCUUUCACGUA